CUACUUUCUCCGCCAUUUUACCUUUUGGUGACUAGCUGGGGUAUUAACAGAGGGUGGGAAGACCGGUGUGGGCACCGUCGGGCCGUUCUGGGGGUCUUGCAAACCCCCUUCUUAAGUGAGUGAUUAAACGAUCACCGCAUUCAUGUCUAAAAUGUCAGGACAGAGCCUCAGUGACCGCCUCACGGCGGCGAGGCAUACCAUUGCCGGCCAAGGAUUGGCAAGGGUUGUGUGCAAAGCAACCACGGAGGAAGUCAUAGGGCCAAAGAAAAAGCACUUGGACUAUCUCCUCCAUUGCACCAAUGAGCCAAACGUGUCAAUUCCGCAGCUGGCCAACUUGCUCAUAGAGCGCACACAGAACAGCAACUGGGUGGUGGUCUUCAAAGCCCUCGUCACCGUGCACCACCUCAUGUGCUAUGGCAAUGAGAGGUUUACGCAGUACUUGGCUUCCAGCAAUUGCACCUUUCAACUGGGUACAUUCGUCGACAAGUCUGGAGUUCAAGGUGCCCUCGACGUGGCGGGAUUCGACAUGUCGACCUUCAUCAGGCGUUACGCCAAGUACUUGACAGAAAAAGCAGUCUCUUACCGCACGGUGGCUUUUGAUUUUUGCAAGGUGAAGAGGGGGAAGGAAGACGGGACUCUGCGGACGAUGGCAACGGACAAGCUCCUCAAGACAGUGCCGGCACUGCAGGCACAAUUGGAUGCGUUACUAGAGUUUGAUUGCACCCCAAAUGACCUCGUGAACGGAGUGAUCAAUUCCUGCUUCAUGCUUCUCUUUCGGGACCUGAUCCGCCUGUUUGCGUGUUACAAUGACGGCAUCAUAAACCUUCUAGAAAAGUAUUUCGACAUGAACAAGAAAAACUGCAGAGAAGCCCUGGACAUCUACAAGAAGUUUCUCAUCCGCAUGGACCGGGUGGCAGAGUUUCUCAAAGUAGCAGAGAACGUCGGCAUUGACAAGGGUGACAUUCCGGACCUUACAAAGUACUUUGAUAUGUCGUUAAUAAACUUUGCUGCCUGCGCAGAGGCCCCCAGUAGCCUAUUGGAUGCCCUGGAGCAACACCUGGCGGCGCUGGAAGGGCGGAAGGGAGCGACAACGACCUCGGCCUCCACAAGGGCUAGCAACCUGGCGAGUGCGGUGACUGCGCUGUCGUCGACCAGCAGUGCCUUUGGGACGGCCGGCGGGACGGGGGACAUGAAGGUGGAUGAGGUGCGGAAGGCCCUCGAGGAAGAGGCCGCCAUCAUGAACCAGUUCAAGCCAGCAACACACGAUGCUGAGGAACGUCACCUGAAAGACACGGUGACGCUGCAGACGUCAGACGGAGGUGUCGGAAGUAGCAGCACAAAUCCUUUCCUGUCGUCGCCGACAGCGGAUCCUUUUGCGACCAGCAAAGCAAGCGACGACCUGCUCUGCCUGGGGAACCCAUUUGCUGAUAGCGUACAGGAACAGCCGCAGACAACGACGACGACGUUUGCCCAGUUCGCCACCAACGGUUUCAUCUCGUCGCAGCCGGCUACGACACCGCAAGGCAGCACGACGUUUGUGUCUGACGCUUCCUUCGCCGCCGCCUUUGGAGGGACAUCUUCAGCAUCUCCCGUUGGCCUGGUGCUUCCCACUCUGGAAGCACCCGUGGCUCGGUCGUCCUCUCCGUCUCCCACGACAGAACUCAUGCGCGGUGCGGGUACGACUCCGAUUCUCUCGCACAUGCCUGAACCUGGCUUCGGAGACCUGGAGGUUGCUGAGCCGGAGGUAAAGGAAGAGGCUGUCAUCUGGAGGGAGCCCUUUGGUGGUGGUGGUGGUGGUGGUGGAGGUGGCGGCAGUGGGAGCAGUCUUGGCACUGGUCUUGUCAUUGGUGCUGGCACCACUGCUGGCACUGGUACAGUUACUGGUGCAACUGCUGGUGGCACUGUCCCUGCUGCACCGCCACCUAGUGACUUGUUUGCCUUUGAACGUGAGGAGGUGAAACAGGUCAAACCUCCUUCGGCGCUGGAUGACUUAAAUUUUGCGAUACAGCAAGCAAUGGGGGGCGGCAAGGCGCCCCCCCUGCUAGGAACUCCUUUCGUAACACCCGAACCCUUUGGCUUUGGCUCCGGUGCGUCGUCACCGGCCAGGAGCGUUACAGGAGUUUCAGGUGGAGACUCCUUUGGAGACGUCCUCCAACCGAAGGCGCCAUCUGGGAUGAUGAUGAGCAAGUCUGGCGGAGACGUACGCACAGGCGGAGGACUCAUCAAGGGCGACCUCGACUCCACCCUGGCCAGCUUGGCCCAGAAUUUGGACAUCAAUGGUCCAAAGCAGGCCAUGCGCAAGACAGCGGGUGGUGGUCAUCAGUGGGGAUCCCCCAAGCCAGCAUCUAAGACUGGAGGCUCUAAUUGGGCACCUCCCGCCAUGGUCCCCAUGGCCCCAAUGGGUGGACCGCCUGGUGGUCCGGUGGGGGGACCGAUGGGAGCGCCGGUGGGUGGACCAAUGGGAGGACCAGUACCCGUACCAAUGGGUGCUCCCGUAGGUGCUCCAGUCAUGGGAAGCAUACCCUGGGGCGGAUCCCCGCAGCACGCCUUCGCAGGCCAGCCAAUGGGAGUAGCACCACCUGUAGGCCAGUGGAAUCCACACUUCCCUCCCCAUCUGGCACCCCAGCAGCCGCAGCAAGCCUUCCACGGUAUGGGCAUGCCUCCAGCAGCUCCCCCUCCGGCCAUGAUGGGGGGCGUUUUCCCUCCUUCGUCGGUCAACGACCCUUUCGGGGCCCUCUGAGAUCCCCUCCCCCCGUCCCCUUGCGGGUGCAGCACUGCACCUGGCGCAAAAUUCUGCCCCCCUUUUUCCCCUAUUUAUAUUAAGUACAUGUAUAAAAUGUAAAUCACGAGCGGCUUCUCCCUUCCUCCCUCUCUCUUUCUCUCUUAGGACGUGUACAGAUAAUAACGCGAGCGUUCGAGGUAGCGAAAAAAAAGAAUAAUAAAUGUUGUCGCUUGGUGAAAAAACCCCUGAUCCACGUUCGGGUGUUGCCAUCGCUAGCUGGAAAAUGUGGUCGUAUGCGUUUGUUUCAAUGUAGUAUUUGGCUGCACAGUCGAGAGGUGUCUGCUCCGUGUGUGACUUCUAGCCAUUCCAUUUUGCAUCGAAUGCUCAGGAGGUGGUGUCGUGAUUGGGCGAGUUCUCGGGAGCUUUUUGUUGAAAUAUUGUAUGAAAAGUUUAGGAAUGAAAAAAAAAAACUUGGGCUUCGACGAAAGCCAUUCAAUGGAGUCUGCGUGAAGCCAAAUAAAAGUUGCAAAUAAAGUUGUUGCCUUAUUAAAUGGA
Ornithodoros turicata is the source of this 3277-nucleotide messenger RNA. It is a transcript of the gene lap, whose product is annotated as phosphatidylinositol-binding clathrin assembly protein LAP-like. Gene Ontology annotation, biological process: synaptic vesicle budding from presynaptic endocytic zone membrane; clathrin coat assembly; clathrin-dependent endocytosis. The transcript is spliced from 21 exons. Gene Ontology annotation, molecular function: SNARE binding; clathrin heavy chain binding; phosphatidylinositol-4,5-bisphosphate binding. Lineage: Eukaryota; Metazoa; Arthropoda; Arachnida; Ixodida; Argasidae. The coding region runs from base 143 to 2740 and encodes 865 amino acids. Gene Ontology annotation, cellular component: clathrin-coated vesicle; extrinsic component of presynaptic endocytic zone membrane; clathrin-coated pit. The record is from RefSeq and is a predicted model, not a curated record.